AUGAUAUUUGGUCUGUCACGACAUGAAUUGGUUAGAAACAUCGUUCGCGACAAGGUUCAUUCCCUGACUAGUUACUUCAUGAGCCAGGUUGACGUCGAUUACGAUCGUGACCUUGAUUCUAGUCUCCUUUCAGUAUCUAGAGGAGUAGUGCGACAUGUAUUAUCGCUGUGCGUAAGCCAAUCAAGCGUUAUUACGAGAUCUAAAUUGUCACUGCUGAUUCGCACAGUGGCGAGUAAAGAGGCUGGGGGACGGUUCAAGUUUGCAUCAGUGUAUAACCGUAUGAAUUGUAUUUUCAAGGACACUUUUGGCUACGAAUUGGUUGGCGUGUCGGCAAGAAACUCGCAAUCAGAGGCAGCGAAUUCUAACAACUUGGGAGACAAAGCACAGGCUUUCAUGCUGGUGACGAAUCUUCCAGAACCUCCAGCAGCCUUCCAAGCGCUGCUGCUACAGGAGGGAUGUCAAAUAUACAAGUCGCGCGUCGUGGACGACGAGUACAUCGGUUGUGAUCUCCAGAUGAUCUCCGAGUCUGUAAUGCAGAAAUCAGUCUCUACAGAAGCUCAGUUGGUGAGCCAAGGUCUGACAUUUGUGGUUCUUGCCGUUGUACUCUUUUCAAAGAACAACGUUCUUUUGCAGGAACUCACGCAUAGUCUCCAGAAGUUUGGUGUGCCCGUGAACGAAGGUCGAAUUCCGGUUCUCGAAAUGACGCUUGAAGACUUUCUUAAUCAACUGGUAAAGCGCGACUACUUGCACAGGAUCGAGGAACGAGCGCGAGAUGGAGCGCAGGAAGCCGUGUUUUUCCGCGUGGGGAGCAGAACUCAAGUCGAAUUCGACAAAUCUGCACUCAUUGGGAUGUGUAGCGAGCUCAUGGAACUGGGCCCAGAGCAGAUUCAAAGGCUAGAAACUACUAUAGACCUAAGCAUCGGAGACUCCUACAACAGCGGGAGCUGA
This is a messenger RNA of Lachancea nothofagi CBS 11611, 948 nucleotides long. The record is from the annotation of a GenBank genome assembly. NCBI's taxonomy places the organism in Eukaryota, Fungi, Ascomycota, Saccharomycetes, Saccharomycetales, Saccharomycetaceae.